Molecule: messenger RNA, 5790 nt
Organism: Linum trigynum
Lineage: Eukaryota; Viridiplantae; Streptophyta; Magnoliopsida; Malpighiales; Linaceae
Source: the annotation of a GenBank genome assembly
AUGUACUUAAUAUGAUUGGUUAUAAUGUUUGUUUUUCUUUAAGUUAGUCAUGGUUUGAAUUCAAGUAACCAGGCUUCGCCAGGUGAUCGCCCAUUCCUUUGCCUCCUCCCAGCUCGAUAAACCUUUCCUGGGGACUCGUUUGAUCCCACAAUCAAAAACUCCGCAACCUUGCUCGCAAUCUAUCUCACCUCUGUCUCAAAGAAACCCCACCCUCUAUCGGCUUGAUAUCAGGUAUUGCAUCCCUUCCUAGGGUGUCGUUGCGAAAUCCCAGUUUCAGAAAUCUGAUGCCCUGCUCCCAAUCCCCUCCUCCAUCUUGCUUGCUAAAUCCUAGGUAACUGGCUUCACAAGCUCAAUUCAGUACUACCUUUGUACAUCUGGUUGGAACUCUCAGUGUGUGUGCGUUCUAUCCUUUGGUAAUGCUAUUAGGUUUUGUGUAUUGAUAUGCCUUCGGUUGAUCCUCAGAUUUGUUGUUUGAUUUGUUGACGAAAACUUCAUUAAGAUACUGUUAAUUUGAUUAUUUCCCUUGCUUUUCCACUUCUAUUUGAUCAUGGACCUUACUUCUAUUUUCUUGGUUUUCUGUUACUGUCACCUGCCCUGCAAUCGAUCCCAAGUGCUUGCAAGGAAUCAACUUUCUCACAAAUUGAAGCUACGUUUACUCUUUUACUGAGUGACCUCUUUUCAACGUUUCGCCUCCAUGUUACUAGCUUUUAAAUGUGUUUGUUCUAGUAUCAUUUCCCAGUUGGGUAAUCUCAGGGUAUUCCUAUUCAAACUGUUUAGCAUUUGCCCCGUUUUCCACCUUCCAGGCUCAUUGUUGCAAUGAGAAUCCAUUGGCCUGGACUAAGUUGUAGUGUUUUAAUUAAUUUCCCUGCUUUUGACUAGAGUGCAUUAUCUACUGCUUUGCUACAAGAUUAGAUAUUGAUUGCUUUGUUCUUUGGUGGUCUUUCUCAGUUUUGCCUUUAGCUUUGUGGGUCAGUUGGUAUGACGUUGAAUAAACAGAUUAGAAUUCUUUCUCGUAGAUAAUAAUUACCGUGGCCCUUUUAGGAUGAUGCGCCAUUAGAUCCUACAGCUGCUAUUGAGACUCUCCUUCGAGUGCCCACAGUGAUGGAGGUUCUUCAACAGAAACUUGCUUCGAUUGUUAUACUUAAACAGUCUUAAUCAAAAGCAUCUACUUCAUUAUCUUAGUUUGAAUCGUCCUAAGCAGUGUAAUUAGUUGCCGCUAUGCGUUUUUUAUUGUUUUACCAGUUUUGAUGUUCAUGCUUUCUUAUAGAAGAAGCAUUCAGUUGUAUGGGUUAUAUCUGUUUGAAUCAGGUAGUUACUUAUGACCGAGUUACGUUUAUGAGGCUUGGAAUGUAGCUGACAUGCAGUCUGAGACUAGGAUUCCUCUAAUAUAUACAUCUUUCAUUUCAUCUGAAACCCAGAAGGACGUUGCCCUGUGAGAGGAUGUGUUGAUCUCUUCUCUGAGGAGGCUCCAGCUCUACAGGUUUGGUGAACCAAUGUUUGACGGGUUCAGGGUGAGCGAGAAACAAGACUGGCAGCAGAGGGUCUCUAACUAUGAGGAACGGUUCCCCAGGUUCUAACCCUCUUAUCUCUAUCUUUAUAGUACAUGGUCUACCGUUUCAUCAUAACAUUUGAGAUUAGUUUAAUCAUCCUCCUUAAUCCUCAUGACUUUUCUACUGUCCUACAUUCGUACAUAUUUAGUUGAUGACUAUGUGCCUGAGUUCUUCCUAUUGUUUAAAGUUUUAAUCUUUUCAAAGUUCAUUAGACGUUUUGUCUUUAAGAUAUGCUAUACUUAGGCCUUGUUUGGAACCUCCUAUUCUAAACGUUGUAUUCCCCGUAUACAUGUAUCCUGCUUUUUUACUUGAUGUAAUAACAGAAUUCGUGUAUUAAAAAAUACAUGAUGUAUUCCUAAUAUUUAGAAAAUGAUGUAUAGUGAAUCUUACCUUUUUGGUGAGAUUUAGUAUCAAUAGUUCACUUAAACUAUGAUCCAUGAAUUCUGUUAUGGUUUCCAAACAAUGAAUUUCUAUAACCACACAUUCUUAGCAUACACAAUUACACAUAAUCUUUAGUAGCAUUCUCGUAAUACACUGUUUCCAGAAUCAAAGGUUCCAAAUGACUCCUUAGUUUUAGCUUCUAUUGGCUUUAUAAGUGGGUCUGUUAGUGCCAAAUAGAUCUAAGUAGAGACUUUUGACAGAGUGGUCAUCCAUAACCCACGCAGUAGGAGCUUUGUGAUCGUUUUUCCUUUCUCAUCCUUUUUACUGGUUAUGGAUGAAUGAAAGUUGAUUACAGUAGUAUAAGUACUUUUUUCCCCUGUUGUCAUUUCCUUUGCAUGAUGGUAUUUGUGAUUGUAUUAUAGAUUCAAAUUUAUUGUUGUUUAAGGAGUACUUUGAUGGAGAAUAGCACCGUGGGCCUUGGUGCCGAGUUGGGCUUAGUCGUUAAGGUAUUAUUAUUAGUUAAUUGUCAUGUUAUUGUGAUUAUUUAGGGAUAUUCGUAUUAGUUUAUUGUGUCUUGUUGAGUAAGUUAUUAGUUACCUUGUUAGAGUGGGAUAGGGUUAGCUAUUAGGUUUUCUUACGUUUUCCUAUAAAUAUGUACGUUAUUCUUUGGGUUUCAUUAAGUAAUGAAUAAGAGUAAAGUAAAUUAGAGUAAUUUAGCUAUCUUUAUCGCGUUUCAUUAGUUUCGUAGAAGAGUUCGAGUUCCACGAUACUUGAGAUUCCGCUAUCACGCAUCAUACAUGCAUUGCCUAACGAAAGCUUCUGAUUGUAUUAUAGAUUCCAAUUUAUUGUUGUAUAAGGAGUACAUGCAUUGCCCAACGAAAGCUUCUGCAUUUACAAAUUACAAUGGCAAAGUAUGGGAUAUUAGAUGUAGUUGUAGUAUCUAUCGAUGAUGGUGAUGAUAUGGUAGGUUCUUCCAUAUUUUCCUUCUGUAAUUGAUCUGUUCUUAACUUUCUGGAUGUGUCUCUCCAUUGUUUCCAUUUGCAUUUUUUUCUUGCCUGUAUAGCAGGUGUGGAGUAAUACUCGGGCGAGACAACAGUGGGAGAUGGAGUUAAAACUUUAAACUAGCCCAUGUCAGGUGAACAGAUUUUCAUCUUAACUUCUUUUUUUUAUAAAGCUCUGCAACCCUUUUUUUAGAUAUUCAAUGGUUCGUUGUCGGUGCUGGAGUGAAGAAGUCGCAAUCUCCCAUCGAGGGACCCGACUCCGCUCUCUUUUUACACCCAGUGGUUAUUCAUUAGCAUUCUUUCAUUCUUCUUAUCAAAAGCUGGGAACUCCCCGAAAAGAAUCCAUAUGUGUGGACUAUUUCAUUGCAGUUGUGUUGUGCUAUGUUUGAAACAUUACUGCCUAUUCCAUUUUUCUUUGUCAUUAUUUAUGGGAUCGGGGAACUUAGCAGCCGCUGGUAGAGUUGGGUUGUGAUUAAGAUGUCUUCCUUUUUCCUGGGCGGUGUAUGUUUUUUGGUUGGUAUGAUCUCUCACCCUCUUGUUUUGUUUUUAUAACUCUUUCACCCUCCUGUGUGCAGGGGAAAAAAAAUUACGGAUGGCUAGAGCAGCUGCUGCGAUUGAGAAAGUGACAGAGAAGAGUGGGGUAAUUUCACAAGCUGGUAUGCUUUUUCCUAUACUCUAAUUUAAAUCGUAUGUGGUUUGUUCUACGUCGCCCAGUUGGAGAUGGAGAUAAAAGUGUGCUUUGUUGAGACCAGAUUUGUGCUCAUAUUUAACAUGUUUGUCAGUAAUUAUUGAACGUGUACAAACAUUUGAUUCGUUGGAAUUCUACAUUUUAAUGAAAAUACACGAUAUAAGAUGGUUGAUUAAUUUGUCCUCAGUUCAAAUCACAUUCUUAUUGUUGGACUUGAGCUGUUCAGCAUCAUGCAUGUCCUUAAAUUCAUGCAGACAUUAAAGAAUUACGCGUUUUUCAACCUCGUUUACAGUUCAUUCACAUUUCACUGUCAAUGAAGUUUGGCAGAGCAUAGGACAGGGCCAGUCGGCCAGAGAAAAACGAAACCCAUUUGCUUGGCAUUCUUCAAUUAACAUUAUAAAGGGAAAAAGUCAGAACUUAUACAACACGCAUUAAAUUUUGCCAGUCGUGCAAUGUUGGGAAUCCAAGUUGGAACAAGUAAACAAAGUAGUCGAGGUUUGGGUUGGAUCAAUGGAUAAUUUGUUCACUCCAGAUUGAGAAAGUAUUAUUAUUGUGGCUGUCUUUCCUCGGGAAAUUAUGGCAUAAUAAUCAAAAGGGCAGUGUCGUCACUUCAGCUCCCAGCAACUUACAUUCAGGCAGUCAGCAGCAUCUCUCUCUUGGUCUUGGGGUCUUUGGCUAGAGUGUUUAUGAGAAAGAAAAAACAAUUCUGUCAGAAGGACAUCAAUGCUCUGCAUAGCUCUUGCCAGAAGAAAUUAAAAAAAAGAAGCUCUAGAUAGCUUUGUUGAGUAUAGAAAUGGCUCCUUCUCUCUUCACUGCAAUCUUCCUCCUCUCAUUUGCUUUCUUCCCAUUCCAUACUUAUUCUUCUUCUUUUGUACCUUCUCAUUUGGAGGCUGAUAUUGGUACAAGUAAUCAGUCUGCAUUCGCUCCUUCUGAUCAGAAAGUGAAUCUCUCGGUCUACUACGAAUCACUCUGUCCAGCUUGUGCUCAGUUCAUAGUUCAGAACCUGCUCACCAUCUUCAACAAUGGCCUCAUUGACAUAGUCAAUCUCAGGCUAAUACCUUGGGGAAAUGCUCGUUUCAUUGGAAUGAACAACACCAUCAUUUGCCAGAACGGUCACGAAGAAUGCCAGCUGAAUACUGUACAAGCUUGUUCCAUCGACAUUUUGCAUGAUGUGGACAAAAGCUAUGCUCUGAUUUCAUGCAUGGAGCUGUUCGUGAUCGAGGGGAAGCAUAACAGUUGGCACGAAUGUUUCGAGUCGCUGGGAUUGUCUGACCAACGUAUUGUUGACUGCUACAACAGUUCCAAUGGAACCAAGCUUGAUGUUUUGCUUAGCCAGGAAACUUCAAGUCUUGUCCCGCCGCCCACUUUUGUACCGUGGAUCGUUAUCAAUAAGUUGUCCAUUGGAAAGGAUUACGGGAAUUUCACUGUCUAUGUGUGUAAUGAAUAUAAAGGGCAGCCUGCACCAGCGGCCUGCAAUUCGCUUCCACCACAAGGAAGCAAAGUUGCAGUAUCGAAUUUGGACGAUCUUCAAGCCUGCCAUAAGAAGGAAGCCAUGAACAUGACAUCCCUGGAACGGUUAAGAGAGUGACGAAGUUGAGGAACCUCAAAGGAACCUCCAGAAGGGUUCAAAUAGAACAUGAGGAUAUAGUAUAGCCUGUGAAACUGAAACUGAAAUUGUUUCUAUAUCUAUAUAAAUAAUUAAUUGGGAUGAAGGAUAAGUUAUGGCGUUUUUGUGACCUUAAAGGCUGAAUCUUCCUUACUAAUGGAAUUUUGGGAGCCUCUUCUCCUUUUUCUCAUUUAUGUUCUUGCAGAUUUAAUAAGAGAUUCGGAAAAAAAAUGAUUCAGAACGACCAGAAGUGAUUAGUGUUUUAGCAUUAGACUAACAUACUUUUGACGUUAGAUUCUCGUCCAAUCUUGCUACUUUCUACUAGAAAAGCAGAAAAGUAGACUUACAGCAAAGAGAGAGUAACACAUUUCCCUUUUCUCAUCGUUUUUCUCCUUCCGUGAUGACUAUUGGGCUGAGACUUCUACAUCGGAGGCCAAUCGCAACCUUAAGUUACCGGACGGGUCCUCUUCAUAUUCCCUGCUCCAUCAUAGCAAGAAAGCUUAAGCCAGCAUCAAUUAAGGUUUCUAUAGUGAUAAUCGGCUUUAAUAUAUCGGAUUUUUGAAC